AUGUCUACAAUCGCUGCAUCAACUGCUGCGGCAGCUGGGCUGUUGUACUAUGCAAACCACUCGCUAGGAAUUACAAAAGACAUCUCCCAAUAUCGACUAGACGCUUCGUUCGGAGCAAGGUACCCUCAAUUUCUAGCGAAACUAGGUCCUCAGUCGCCUCACCUUUAUCGGAUGCUAGAAUUGGCAGACCCGAAUGCAGAUGCCAUUUGGUUCGAAGGGCGAACGUGGAACUAUCGGGCCAUGAAACAAAAAGUCGAUGAAUUGGCCUUGGGUUUUCACGAACUGGGUGUUAAGAAUGGCGACAUUGUUGCGGUUUUCAUGGCCAAUUCUCCGGAGAUGGUUUUCACAGUGUACGCAUUGACGAAAUUGGGCGCAGCACCUGCGUUGAUCAAUAAUGCCCUUCGCGACGAAACAUUGCUUCACUGUGUUCGACUUCCUUCGGCGAAUCUCAUCGUCGCAACUCCAGAUAUUGUUUUAUAUGCAGCUUCGGCGGCGGCUUCUUUGAACGGUAGCAUAAAGACAGUUCGAUUGAAUCUCGGCUCUUUCCUCCCAACUCCAUUACCGAGCGACGAUAUUUCGGAAUUUCCCUUCCUGGACCCUGCUGGGAUUGCUUCACUUCCACCCACACCACCAAAAUCAGUCGCCUCGGUAGGAGCUUUGAUCUACACUUCGGGGACUACAGGAAAACCAAAGGCAUGCAGCAUCAAGAAUGCCCUAAUUACAGUGGUCGCUUGCACCACCUCCGUUGAUCACAAAAACCCCAAGAAAUACCUCAAAGGACUGCGAACUUACUCCUGCAUGCCUUUGUUUCAUGGUACAACAUUUUUCACUGGCUUAUGCUAUUCAGUCGGUCAAAGUACUUGCUACGCAAUCGGACGAAAGUUCUCGGCGAGAGGGUUUUGGAAAGAGGCAUAUGAGUCAAGAUCUACUCGAAUUCUCUACGUGGGUGAAUUGAUGCGGUUUCUGCUCGCCACAGCCCCUGGACCGUAUGAUCGAAAGCACAACGUCCUGGUCGCCGCAGGAAAUGGUUUGCAGAAAGAUGUCUGGGUGGACUUUCAGAAACGAUUCAAUGUGCCUGAAGUGCGAGAAUUUUACCGCUCGACUGAAGGCUUGGUCAAAUUCGACAAUGUCCACCGACGGGGUCGACCGGGUGCCGGGAAAGUGGGCUAUCUUGGUGUGCUCAGAAAGAAGGUAUUGGAAAAGGAUCAAUGGAUUGUCAAGUUUGAUUAUGAUACCGAACAGCCAAUUCGAGACCCACAAACAGGAUGGGCUCAAAUUGCGGAUAGGGGCGAGCCUGGAGAGGCCAUCGCCAGGAUCAAGAACAUGGACACAUAUAUCAAUUAUCAUGGAAACCCGGAAGCUACCGAGCAGAAAUUGCUGAGAAAUGUUUUCGAGAAGGGCGAUGUUUUCCAACGCAGCGGAGAUCUUCUCGUUCAAGAAAAAGACAACUGGGUCAAAUUUGUGGACCGCAUAGGUGAUACAUACCGAUGGAUGGGUGAAAACGUGUCUGCUGGUGAAGUCAGAGGCUUCAUCUCUGAACUACCGGGGGUGAAGGACGCAGUCGUUGUUGGUCGACGACUCAACAAAUACGACGGCCAAGCUGGUACCGCACUAGUCGUUCUUGAUAUCGACUCGGAGAAGCAAGGUGCUGGACAAAGCGAGACGGUGUUCAUGACUCGCUUGUUCAAGGAACUGAGAUCCAAGGGUGUCCCACGUUAUGCAGUGCCUCGACUGAUAUUGGUGAGGGGUGAUCUGGUCGAUGUUGGUGAUACCUUCAAACAUGCGAAGGCUGUGGUGAAGAACAUCGCAUGGGGCGUUCCGGACCAGUCGGGCGCCACGAGGCAAUACUACCUGGACCUUGAGAGUGAGACAUUCAAACCUCUGGAUCUGGACAGCUGGACAAGGAUUGAAAGUGGAAAGGCGAAGUUAUAG
This is a messenger RNA of Exophiala bonariae, 1932 nucleotides long. RefSeq lists its product as uncharacterized. The transcript has a single exon. Gene Ontology annotation, molecular function: very long-chain fatty acid-CoA ligase activity; long-chain fatty acid-CoA ligase activity; long-chain fatty acid transmembrane transporter activity. The coding region runs from base 1 to 1932 and encodes 643 amino acids. The record is from RefSeq and is a predicted model, not a curated record. Gene Ontology annotation, biological process: very long-chain fatty acid metabolic process; long-chain fatty acid import into cell. NCBI's taxonomy places the organism in Eukaryota, Fungi, Ascomycota, Eurotiomycetes, Chaetothyriales, Herpotrichiellaceae. Gene Ontology annotation, cellular component: lipid droplet; peroxisome; cytoplasmic side of plasma membrane.